Messenger RNA from Coregonus sp. 'balchen', 2579 nucleotides. The record is from the annotation of a GenBank genome assembly. NCBI's taxonomy places the organism in Eukaryota, Metazoa, Chordata, Actinopteri, Salmoniformes, Salmonidae.
UUCAAGUGGACAAGCUGCAUGCGUUGGGCUGGCCAAGUCAUUUGGUGCAUGGCAUGUCUUAUCGGCGCUAGCCUAGCCUACCUGGGGACCAACCCAACAGUGAGGCAGUCGAUGAGGAGGAGAGUGGGGGUUCCAAGGGACCUAUUCAUCACCAAGGGGGAAGGUAUACUUCAUUCAGUAGAGCCACCACUAUGAGUAGGGUAUGUUAGAGUAGAGUAGAAGACAUUCUCUGUAAAGGAAACAAGUGCUUGGUAUUAUUGGUCUAAAUUUAGAGGGUGCUAAAAACUGAAAUUGAUUUGUUAAUUAGAUGAAGCAGUCCUAUAUUAGCCAGGGUGGAAGUGUAGACAUGUUUGAUAGCUCUCAGUAUCCAUAUAACUGCUUCAACUAUGAUGGAGAUGGAUACCCCUCCUGCAGCACGGAUGAAGACAAGAAGAUGUGUCGACCUGCUUACAGGUAGAAUGCUUAUGGUUAAUAUAAUGAACUAAUAAUGGAAUUAUGAAGAGUAUUGUUAUUAGCAUUAUUCAUGAUCUAAGAUAUGAUAAAUUAUGUCUUUAAGAUAUUACAUUAUAGUUCAGCUGAAAAAAUACAAAACAAAUGCAAAUUAUUUUAGUAUUUUAUAGACCAUAAUAUAAAUCACAAAUGAAUGCAAUGCAACCCAUUUAAAAUCUAAAACCUGAAAACCAAAUGUUGUUGUAUUAUUUUAAUCAGAUGAUUGUGGAAUCUCAACAAUAUCCAAAUUAAAUCAGUAUCAUAACUAAGAAUAUUAGACCACUUUCCCUGAAUAUAACUUCAGUCUUAUCAAUAUAUUAUCGGGCAGGGUUAGGUUACUUUUUUAAUGUAAUCUGUCCAAAAUUGUAAUCAGUAAGGUAACUUUUGGAUUACCAAAACUCAGUAAUGUAAUCUGAUUACUUUCAGUUAUUUUGGAUUACUUUCCCUUUAAGAAUCAUUAGAAGAAGACAAAAAUGAUCCAUCAAACACAUUUGGUGUGUCAUCAUAGUGGUCUGACUUGUGGUCAGACUCGCUCAGGUGGAACAAACUUAAACAUAUGCCUUCUUUCAAUGCUGAAUUGAAUGUCAUUGCGAAAACAGAAAGGUUUCAUAAUGUAUUUUUGUUUGCAAACAUCCUUUCUGAAUUUAAAAGUAAUCCAAGAAGUAAUCAUCUAGUUUUUCAAAAGUAUCUGUAAUCUGAUUACAAUAUUUUUGCUAGUAAUGUAAAUGAUUACAGUUUGUUGUCAUCAGAUUACAUGAUUACAUCCCCAACCCUGUUCUUGGGAAUAUAAAUGUGAACACCAAUAAAUAUUAAUUAAAAUAAAUAUUUGUACUUUUUGUAACUCUGUCUGCCCUUUCUCUUCAGUUACAUAGCAUUGAUAGCCAUGGCCAUCCAGCAGAGUCCAGAGCACCGGGUCACCUUGUCAGGGAUCUAUGAGUUCAUCAUGAAACGCUUUCCAUACUACAGGUAAGGACCUUCACAUGUCUAUUUAACUUCACAUGUCUAUUCAACAGCCAUUUCCCUCCAAAAGUGUCUGGAUACCUUUCACAAAUUAGUGAAGGUAUUGUAGUGUACUGUUUCCUUUAUUCACUACAGGUCCAACCAGAGAGCAUGGCAAAACUCCAUACGACACAACCUCUCUCUCAACAGCUGCUUCAUUAAGGUAAAUGACCUGUUAUCAUAUGUUGUGUGAUGAUAGCUGAUCAUUUGAUCAAUAAUCAUUAUCAAACAGAGUAAGCUACACAUUUUAUUACAUUCUUCGAUAUAAGUUUCACUUGAUAUCAGUCAGAAGAAAAUACAUAAGACUAUAAUAUUUUAUCCUCGUUGAUUAAAUAUUGUAUGAAACUUUUAAAAUAUAUUACAAUAAUAAGGUUACAAAUGAGACAGUGAACAGUCAUACAGUUUACAUGCACAUUUACACAUUUACUGUAUGAAUUAUAAGCAAAUAACGUUACGUAUUUUGCACACAGUAGCCUAGAAGCAAAAAGGGUAACAGAGUGUUUCAAUACAGUACUGUUAUGUUGCUUUCACAUUUGAGCGUGAUCACAAAUAGACUAUUAUGGGUUUAUUUCUACUUUCUUAUAAGUGGGGUUAUUUUAUUUGUAAUUUUUUUGUAGGUUCCCCGUACGGAGGGAAACGAGAAGGGGAAAGGCAACUACUGGACGUUCGCCACGGGCUGUGAGUCCAUGCUCGACCUCUUCGAGAACGGCAACUUUCGGCGUCGCCGGCGCCGACGCAACAUGAAGAUGGGUUUCAGAGAGCCUGGGGAGCCUUUCCUCCCAGGAGACAAUAACAACAACAACAUCAACAACCAACACGGCGGCUCCGCCAGGCAGUCCGAUCCUAACCCUAACCCCAAACCGGACUCCCUCUGCCCCAUCAGCCCUGCCCACAGACCAGGUCACCACACCCCCCUCAACCCAAACCAGCAGGAGAAACCAGAACCGGAGAUUAAAUUCAGUAUUGACUACAUCCUCUCCACCCCCAACCCCCCUCUGCCGGGCUUCAGACCCCCACGUAGUGGUACAACAAGGGCCCCCAUAUAUGCUCUGGAGCCCCAACACCUGAACCUGCACUUCUGGACCCUGUGA